Podospora pseudopauciseta is the source of this 4619-nucleotide messenger RNA. RefSeq lists its product as uncharacterized. The coding region runs from base 4407 to 4619 and encodes 70 amino acids. The transcript is spliced from 2 exons. Lineage: Eukaryota; Fungi; Ascomycota; Sordariomycetes; Sordariales; Podosporaceae. The record is from RefSeq and is a predicted model, not a curated record.
CUCCUGUUCCUUGGUAAUAGCCCAGAAUAAAAUAAUGAUGAUGCUUAUUAUGUAUGAUGGAGACUGAAGAUUAGCUGAUGGUCUAGGUACUGUACCUCAAAAAGCACACCACAACACCCUCACAAAACAGGAUUCACCAGGCUACGGAGUAUCUGGGACCCAAUGCGGAGGUCACACUCGUCCAGGAACGAUCCCUCCCUCCAUGCUGGACGCAGCCAUAACCAGGUGUUGGUGGUUGGUGGUGGGCGACGGCGGACUUGUGUGGAUUCGCUGCUCGGCUGGGAAAUUCAGGCCGGCUGGAGGAGGAGCAGGGAUCUACGAAUUGCUUAGCUUUUUGCACCUUGUCGCCGCCAUCCGCUGUGGGCGGUCGAAUCAGAGGCUUGAUAGGAUGCACUGAUCCAAUGCACCAGCGGCAGCAAAACCUCCACUGAAUGGAAGCGUCCGGAGGGGAAGGGAAAAACCCAUUCGCAGACACGGUACCAUACAGUGUUGCACUCCGAUGGAUCAGACGAAGAAAAAAAGGCGACAGCGACGCGUGCUGCCUGCCUGCGACAGAAACAGGAACAUCACGGGUUUUGGCGUCUGGCGUCUGACGUUUGGGACUGGCGUGAUCCUUUUCCGCCUUUCGCCUGUCGCUUCCAUCCACUAAACCACCACGGAGCACCGUGUUUUAUUAGGGGCUGUCAUGGAGCCUCGGGGGGGACAGUAUUGGCUCCACACAAAUGCUGCAUGCUUGCUGGAUGAAGAUGCUUGGACUCUCUACACCCGUAACAAUUGCGUUUGUCUGCCUGCUGCUUGGACUAUGUGACGGUGAGGAAAAGAAAAGAAUCGCCUUGUUCCCGCAGCAAUAAGGCGUCAAGCAGUACGUUUGUCUGGCAGAAACGCUGCAGUUGCAAAUGAAAGCAACAAGCCCAAACCGCAGCAUGCGAGCCACGAACUCCAGCAACCAGCCGGUGGUCGCCGUUUACCAGUUACGGAUAAUCGUUACCUUUUUAGCUGCCCGGGGCCUCCGUUGAGUCUGGUAUCGAGAAACCAAGUUGGUGUCAGCAUGGCGGCCAAGACUUCCCAAGUCAGGCAAGGUUCUCGUUACUGAAUUACAUACGACACUGCACCGUUUGAAGGGAGACGGAGCAACUGUGCCGGUAUCAGGAAAUCUCGAAAAGAGUCUUUGUCUUUUUUGAUAGAAAUAAAGACUUGUUUCUCGCCGAGGCCAAUUCUCACGUUUUCAAGAUUCGAGCCUCUGUCCUGUUUGUUUGUUGCUCUUUUUGACAUUGGAUGGCCGCUCGUUCAGGCCUCCUGAUCGCCCAGAUUUCAAGUCUACGGGGCGGCGCCGAACUGCCACCAAAACGCCAUACAGCAAAGCCUCUUGAGCCCGUUCUUUCUUUUUUCCCUACUGGCCCUCCCUCAUGACUGCAAAACCGAGACAGCCGGGUCGCUGACCCUGGUGAAGAUACGGAACAGGGACGGUGCUUGGUGGAGAGACAUGGAAGUGCAUGUUGAGAGGUUGAGAGAGUGGGGGUUUGCAUAAACCAACCUCUAAAACUUUGAACACAAGCACGAUGCAAGAGACACAAAGAUCGAAUACAAGGACAAACACAAGCACAUGUCGACUUUUGGAAGUGCUCUGUAUACUUCGUAACUGUCGGUGAUUCUUUUCUUGUGCUCAACAUGCCGAAUCUGCGCCAAUGCAUUAUCCACAUAAAACCAGCUCCAAAAGUGGGUAUGUGGGGCUUGGAGGGCUUACGUCAGGAGGGGGUGUUCGGGAACCACUCUGAUGGAACGUCUUCAAGAUCGUGGCUCUUGGAUAUCACUACAAAACGGCGCAAACCUUCUGGACGGUUUUUUCUUGAUAGGACACCUGACCAUUAAUCAGGCGUGCACUAUAGACCCUUCAGAUCAGAAGACGAGCUCAGAUAGAAAUGAUUCCGCCAGCUUGGAAUACCUAUCUAUACCCAGGAGGGUGGUGAGGCACAGCCGCGUGGAGAAGGGAACAUUAUUCAUUCACCUCGGCCAUUAUCCAAUGCCAUUGUUUCCACAAGGUCUGGCCUUACGGAGUCCGUCUCUGGAAGGAGCUUCUUUGAUGUUGCUCUCCCUACACACAGCCUGCUCUUCUGUAUUUCUUUGGGCCUUGUUUCCUAGUUUAUCAGCCGCUAAUGCGGGCAGCAUCACGUCUUUCGGGCACACCAACACCAUCGCAGCCAACGACCUGAGCAGAUGCAUCGCGCGGUUCCAAGAUUUGGUUUUCUGCUUGCUGCGCGUAUUCAUUGAAGCUUGGCGUGUUCGCGUUUAAUGGACAAAGUGAUUGCUGGCCAAUGGGACGGUAUCAGGGACGACUGCCCCCGCCCGACGGAGUUGUAAGAGGCGGGCAGCUGCAAAACGCAGGUCAGGAACCGGCAGCAGCUCGGAGAUUCAAUGGCCAGGGGCUAAAGUGGCAUCAGCAUCAACCUCAUCUCGAACAUCAUCCUCCAGAUAUCGAUAGCAGCAGAAGCGCCCAACAGUCCGGGUCUGCAAUAUCGAGGACGUGGAUGCAGCCCAUAGCAGCUGCCAGUUGAGGUCUGACAAUGCAGAGUUUCCAGACGUCAGGGCCGUGGUGUUCCUUGCACAAUGCAUAUCUCUUGGGAAAUGGCGGGCCGGCAGCCAAUCAGGAGCCCGUAACGCGGUUCUGCACGACGUGGGAGAUCCAAUUUAAUUCAUGCGUGUCAUGGCGAGCCCAAUCCACCACAGGCUCCAGACUGCUUCCAAAACAUUCACUGCCCAUUCUUCAGAAACACAGCUGUCAACUGUAACCGGGACAUGACAGGUUAGCGCGCGCGGAGCUUGGUCUGCCCCGUGUUGCGGCCGGCCUUCCCGAGUGACCCGGGAAGGCUCACGAUGCCCGAAUGAUCUCUUGACACCGAGCAUUCUCAAGCCCAAGGCCGUUUUCAUCGACCGCAGGUGUGUCGCCAUCGCAUCUCACCUCUCCCAGUCGGUCUGUUUACCCAGUCUCAUGUGCCAUGGCGGCAGAAAAACAAAGACGCACGACACGCUUUGGGUGACCACCAUCGACCACACCGCCGACCCCUCCAUUCGAUCGAUCAGACAAAUGCCACUCGCCCAGCUUCUGCUACAACAAGAGUGUCUGCCAAAGUGCCAGACAGCUAGCCAGCCGGACCUUGCCAACGGCGGGCACACCCGAGCCUCAACACGACAGAACUCCUUCUAACGACUCGCCACCAUAUGUCGUGUCACCGAGGUCCAGUGAGGUUGUGAAUGUUCAACCCGCCUUGUGUUUGGCCAGAUUGAUUGCCGCUGCAUUUCCGUAGUACAACGGGCGCUUUGACGAUGGGCGGGUGCACUUGUACAAGUCCUCGUCUCUUUGAUACCAUGAUACCGACAACUGGAGUUGGGUUCUUUAUUGUCAAGAGACAAACACAUCCACCCCGCAAUAUCCAAUCCCGUCGCCCCUCGCCUACAAUCUAAUCCCGCAUACGGGAAGCUAUCACAGCCAUCACAGCCGGCAUCAGAUUAAUGUUGCUUGUGGAGCUAGCUGCUGGCCAGCAGCACCGUCCACACGCGUGUAAGACAUGCUGACGCUUGACUCACUGCCGGACAGAAACAUUGGCAUCAGAGGUAAUCCCAGAAAAGAACUCUUGGUGUAUUGUGUCGCAAAGCCACGAGAUUGAGGGUUUGCUUACGUACCUGGAACCUGUCCUGCCUUCUUAAUAUUGCUGUUAUUAUUUUGUUUGUGCCAGGGCCACGCCUCUUGACGACAAUAGCGGAGCGGGUUUUAUAGUGUCAACCCCCAGAUUUCCCGACGGCACGGGACGGAUACAUCCAUCUUUAUCCCUCCAUCCACUCAAUUGACUGCUCGGGAUUCUUCCUGCCAUCUGUCUAGGUACGGGUGGGCAGCUUUCGUAAUGGUUGCCAUACUUACCGUGAAACCGGAAGUUGAUUAUCAAGAGGGUUUUGGAUUCCUCGUAUCUGCAUCUCCUUUUCUUGCCUCUUUUGCCCCUCUUCCAUACCAGGAUCGCAUGGUGAACAAGAUUCGGAAAUGUUCAGCAGUCCCAAGCAGCAGAUGAUCUUCGAUUUAUGGCUGGCUGGCUGAGGAGCUAUCGACUGCAACAAAUGAACAAAGCACGUUCACCACAGGCAGCACCCACCUCGAAGAGCAAGGCUCCAAAGGAGAAGCGAGCUUAUGCAUGGGUUCGGUGAUAGAGCCUGUCUGUCGGUACACAGCCCAAAUGGUUGCCUCUUGAUUGCGCAGAAUGCUAAGCAGCUGCAAAAAUGAGAGAUCACUUUUAACCGUCCGGGAGUCCGAGAAGAGGCCGUGGCCGUUAUCGUGUCCGUGUGUCUGUCUGGCAACAACAAACAAAACAUCCAACCGACAAACCUGAUUCCUUAACGGGCUUUCAUCAAAGAUAAUCACGAUGGCGACCAACAACAAAAUACAAGCACUCGGACACCAAUCGCCCGUCAUCUACAAAGAUGACAUGAAACUGGAAAAUCGAGCUCCUGCCAGCACACCAAGGAGGGGUAAUCUGAGCUGUGUAUUGCGAUUGGCCGUACCAACAAACUGGAUGAAGACCCUCAGCUCGGCCUCUGCCGAUUGUGUUGAUAAGUUUUACCAGUCGGAGGUUUGA